UUCUUUAUUAUUUAAAAACGAGAUAAUAGGCUUUUAAUUUAAUUAAAUUUAUUUAAAAAAAAAUUUUGCUUACAUUCCCUAAAUAACCCAUAAGGGCCUAUUUUACAAAUUCGACAGAUCUCAGUCAGGAAUUCAGGAGAAAGAAGAUGUACAUAACCAAGUUUCAUUUUCUUUUUGCCGCAAAUGUUUAAAAACAAAAAGUUAGGAAACGUAAAUUAAUAAUGAACGUUGAAGAUUAUAAUAACAUUGUAUCUUUCAUUAGAAACUAUAAAGGUCUCACGAUUUAUUGCAUGAAAAGACUCGUUGAAAAAUUUCCAAGUUGCAGUUAUGACACCCUAUACAGUAUACUUCAAUUUGAGUAUCAGAAGAGAAUGAAAAUAAGUCAUCCAAGAACUCAACAUAACAAACAAAGAUUUUGGGAAUUAUAUCAACAAUCUGUUGAAAAAAAAGAGGCUCCAGGUAUAAUUGUAAGGAUUGCAGAAAAAUUUGAUAUUGGACCUUGUUUGGUAGCAAAAAUUAUUUUAAACAAAUAUUUUGAAAAGAAAAGUGAUGAAAAUGCAGAACCUGUUUCGAAUAUCAAUGUUUAUUUAAGAGAUACCUCAUUAAUAUCUGAUCCAGUAUUGGCUUAUGAAAUGUUUUUGUGUACCUUGUAUGAUAAUGUUUAUAGUCCUAUAACAGACGCCAUGAAAAGCUCUUUAGGUCAACAAUAUGAAAUUAAAUUGUAUAGAGAAGCUACACAGCUUGGUUUAGGUUUCCGCGAUGAAGAACAACUGAGGAAGUAUGGGUAUGACAAAACUCCUGAUUGUAAGUUGGAAGUACCAGUUUCCAUAAAUGGAUUCAUUAUCAAUUGGAUUGAAAGUAAAGCAUUAUUUGGGGAACCCGACGUUCAUAAGGAAUAUUUGAAAAAUCAGUAUCUAAGUUAUUGGAAUAGAUUUGGACCUGGCCUAGUAAUAUAUUGGUUUGGUUUUCUGGAUAGUAUAGUAGAACCGAAUGAUAAAAAAAUAAUUAUUAGAGACCAUUUGCCGAAGAACGUUUGUCAGCUUCCAGCUCCUAACUUUGAAUUUGUUCUAUAAGUUUAUUUUUACAAAGACUGUAUGUUUGAAUCAAUUUUUAGUUUGUUUUAUAAAUAUAAUUUUAAUUAUAAUAGAAUAUUGAUGUUUGUUAAUAUAAUGGAUUUUUUUCUUCUAUCAA
Molecule: messenger RNA, 1191 nt
Organism: Diabrotica virgifera virgifera (western corn rootworm)
Lineage: Eukaryota; Metazoa; Arthropoda; Insecta; Coleoptera; Chrysomelidae
Product: CDAN1-interacting nuclease 1
Exons: 5
Coding region: 222-1073 (283 amino acids)
Source: RefSeq, a predicted model, not a curated record